Messenger RNA from Tribolium madens (black flour beetle), 773 nucleotides. RefSeq names its product DNA-directed RNA polymerase II subunit RPB9 (gene RpII15). NCBI's taxonomy places the organism in Eukaryota, Metazoa, Arthropoda, Insecta, Coleoptera, Tenebrionidae. The transcript has 5 exons. The record is from RefSeq and is a predicted model, not a curated record. Gene Ontology annotation, cellular component: RNA polymerase II, core complex. Gene Ontology annotation, biological process: maintenance of transcriptional fidelity during transcription elongation by RNA polymerase II; transcription-coupled nucleotide-excision repair; transcription initiation at RNA polymerase II promoter. Gene Ontology annotation, molecular function: DNA-directed RNA polymerase activity; zinc ion binding; nucleic acid binding. Bases 276 to 668 code for a protein of 130 amino acids.
CACAUCCAACACAUGAAAACAAACACGAAACUCUAGUGUAACCCCUAAACCGUACAAUUUACACCUUAAUUCACUACAUUCUUGAUAUUGUGACAAGGCGAUUUGGCACCGCCGCAACUGACUAAUUAACUAAUUAUGACCUGUUUUUUUAAUCACGUGGCCAGAUUACUUAAACUCAUCACAAGUGGGGCUAUUUUUGCAAUAACAAACAACAAAUUUGUCACAAUCAUUACACGGACCGGUUUUUAGGUUGGUACUUAAAAAAGCACAAAACCAUGUCGAGACCUUCCGGUUACGACUCACACAGUGAAGGGCCGGGCUUUGUCGGUAUCCGCUUCUGUCAAGAAUGCAACAACAUGUUGUACCCCAAAGAAGACAAAGAGAACAAAAUCCUGUUGUAUGCGUGUCGUAACUGUGAUUAUAAACAACACGCCGACUCGAAAUGUAUCUACGUUAAUAAAAUAAUGCACGAAAUUGACGAAUUAACUCAUAUCGUACCUGACGUCAUUUCUGAUCCGACUUUACCGCGCACUGAAGAUCAUCACUGUCCUGAAUGUAACCACAGGGAGGCUGUGUUCUUCCAAGCUCAAACUCGACGUGCAGAGGAGGAGAUGAGGCUUUAUUAUGUGUGCACAAAUCCCAUGUGUGCUCAUAGGUGGACAGAGUAAGAAUAGAUUUAAGUUUUCUAUUUUUUUUAUUCAAAUACAUUGUGAGCAGUCUUCAAAUGCUGUUUAAUGUAUGAUUUGUCAAUAAAACAUUUGUCACAAGCAGGA